Molecule: messenger RNA, 2979 nt
Organism: Phycodurus eques (leafy seadragon)
Lineage: Eukaryota; Metazoa; Chordata; Actinopteri; Syngnathiformes; Syngnathidae
Gene: gabrb3
Product: gamma-aminobutyric acid type A receptor subunit beta3
Exons: 10
Coding region: 235-1797 (520 amino acids)
Biological process (GO): chemical synaptic transmission; monoatomic ion transmembrane transport; nervous system process
Cellular component (GO): membrane; GABA-A receptor complex; synapse
Molecular function (GO): neurotransmitter receptor activity; GABA-A receptor activity; extracellular ligand-gated monoatomic ion channel activity
Source: RefSeq, a predicted model, not a curated record
GGCGGAGGGUGGCGGCGGCCGCGGGACACCCGCGCAGGGGAAAAGUCGGGACGGCGUUCCGACGAGCAUCCGUCAUGCCCUCGGCCAGCAGACGAGCACUCGUCAGACGAGCUCGGUGGCGCCGGGGUCGCCCCGGCAUUGCUCUCAUCUGACCUUUUUUUUUUUCUCCCCUCUCUCUUUCCUUCUUUUAUUUUAUUUUUUUAACGUGGAUGGGAAGGUGCGUCAAAAUUAAAUAUGAAGAAAAGAAUGCGGCUUUGGUGGAUUUUAACGUUUGGAUUUUGGAGCGUGUGCGGCGAGCUGCCCUUCAUAGCGGAGAACAACGCGGCCAUGCUGGUCAACUGGAACGCCGUUGAUGGGAACAAAAAGCUGCACGCCAUCUACGAUACGAGCGUCAAAGAGCCUGGCAACAUGUCUUUUGUCAAAGACACGGUGGACAAACUUUUAAAGGGAUACGACAUUCGACUCAGGCCAGACUUUGGAGGUGCCCCCGUGGCUGUUGGCAUGAGCAUCGACGUGGCGAGCAUAGACAUGGUGUCCGAGGUCAAUAUGGACUACACGCUGACCAUGUACUUCCAGCAGUACUGGCGGGACAAGAGGCUGGCCUACUUGGGCAUCCCGCUCAACCUCACCCUGGACAACCGGGUGGCGGACCAGCUGUGGGUGCCCGACACCUACUUCCUCAACGACAAGAAGUCCUUCGUGCACGGCGUCACCGUGAAGAACCGCAUGAUCCGGCUGCACCCGGACGGCACCGUCCUCUACGGCCUCAGAAUCACGACGACGGCCGCCUGCAUGAUGGACCUGAGGCGAUACCCGCUGGACGAGCAGAACUGCACUCUGGAGAUUGAGAGCUACGGAUACACGACGGACGACAUCGAGUUCUACUGGAAAGGAGGCGACACGGCCGUGACGGGCGUGACGCGCAUCGAGCUGCCGCAGUUCUCCAUCGUGGACUACAAGCUGGUCUCCAGGAACGUGGUCUUUUCCACAGGUGCCUACCCUCGACUGUCUCUGAGCUUCAAGCUGAAGAGGAACAUCGGCUACUUCAUCCUGCAGACGUACAUGCCCUCCAUCCUGAUCACCAUUCUGUCCUGGGUCUCCUUCUGGAUCAACUACGACGCCUCGGCCGCCAGAGUCGCUUUGGGUAAACGCAUCACCACGGUGCUGACCAUGACCACCAUCAACACGCACCUGCGGGAGACGCUGCCCAAGAUCCCGUACGUGAAGGCCAUCGACAUGUACCUGAUGGGCUGCUUCGUUUUCGUCUUCUUGGCCCUGCUGGAGUACGCCUUCGUCAACUACAUCUUCUUCGGCCGGGGCCCGCGCAUGCAGAAGAAGCUGGCCGAGCGGGCGCAGAAGGCCAACGACGACCGCGCCGCUUUCGGCCGGCCCGAGGCCGACUCUCGGGGGAACAUCCUGCUGACCACCCUGGAGAUCCACAACGAGGUGGGCGGCCACGCCGUCACCAGCACCGCCCUCGGCAGCGGCAGCGGCAGCGGCAGCGGCAGCUGCUGCAGCAACACCAGUAGCAGCUUGUACGACGCCACGCGCAACUCCACCCCCGCCCCGCUGGACAACUCCUCGGGGGUCCAGUACAGACGGAGCGGCGGGCGGGUCGCUCGCCGGGCGCCGGGCCCGGACGGCCCGAGGAGCCGCCUGAGGAGGCGAUCAUCGCAGCUGAAGAUCAAAAUCCCCGACCUGACGGACGUGAACGCCAUCGACCGCUGGUCCCGCUUCAUCUUCCCUUUCUCCUUCUCCUUCUUCAACGUUGUCUACUGGCUCUACUACGUCAAUUAAUGUGUGUGUGUGUGUGUGUGUGUGUCUUGUUUGAACUCGGACACGGGUCACGAGGUCGUGGACGCGCGGGCAAUGAUGUCGCGCCGUGGUCGCCAGGUCGUCCAGUCGCUAUGAUGUGCCACGAUGUACAGUGGAACCGCUAAGGUCAAACGCUGUUUUUAAGCCAUUUCUCCCAUUGGAAAUAAUGUGUGGCCCCGCAACCCGUCCAGGAUGUAUCCCACUUUUAUCGGCAAAAAUCAUCCAUCCAUCCAUUUUCUUUACCGCUUAUCCUCACUAGGGUCGCGGGCUGCUGGAGCCUAUCCCAGCUAUCUUCGGGCGUGAAGCGGGGUACACCCUGAACCGGUCGCCAGCCAAUCGCAGGGCACGUAGAAACAAACAACCAUUCGCACUCACAUUCACACCUAUGGGCAAUUUAGAGUCUUCAAUCAACCGAGCAUGCAUGUUUUUGGGAUGUGGGAGGAAAUCGCAGUGCCCGGAGAAAACCCACCCAGGCACGGGGAGAACAUGCAAACUCCACACAGGCGCGGCCGGGAUUUGAACCCCGUACCCCAGAACUGUGAGGCAGAUAUGCUAACCAGUCGGCCAGUGCAAAAAUCAUCUUAAUUUGAUUUGACUCUUAAAUUGUCCAACAGUGUAAAUGGUUGUUUGUCUAUACGUGUCCAGGCUGUAUCCCGCUUCGCACACCAAAAGUCAUCAUGCGUUAAUAAAACGGGGUGAGUGUGAAUAGUCGGUCCUCCACAUUGUCCAAUGACAUUGCCUGGCGACCAGUCCAGAGUGUAGCCCACUUUUCUCGCCAAAAAUCAUCUUAGCUUUAAUGAAAGACUAAAUUGUUCCAAAGGGGUGAGUGUGAAUGGUUGUUUGUCUAUAUGCGCCCUGAGAAUAAGUGUCGACCGGUCCAGGGUGUAUCCCGCUUCUUUCACCAAGAGUCAUCUUAGGUUAAUGCUUGUGUGUGUGUUGGGAGGGGUCGUUCGACAUAAGAGGUUCUACUGCCUUAUCUGACGCUUAAGUUAGCACAGAUGCUAAGCAAGAGUUAGCACGGACGCUAAGCUAAAUUUGGGUUCUCCGACUUGGAUGUGUGUUUUUUGUUUUGUUUUGUUUUUUCCUGGCGUGACGCCAACUUGACCGAUGUGGACUUUUCAUUGCUUUCAUUUUGUGUUGAAUUUAUAAAAACACGCAGACAAA